UGUGUGAUGAAAUCCCUGACUCCCUUACAGGGGGCACAGCCCAUCCCCCCAGGUAUCACCCUGCCCCAAGGUUCCCUGUGAACAUAUCCCACCAGCAGAGAACAGGGUCGGGCUUAAAAUGAGGGCGAGUUCUCUGCCCCGAGCCCUCCAGGGAGACUUCACCAAGCACCACCUCGCCUGUUUCCUUCCCCCGAGCAGAAUUCCCCAUCCCUGUCUCAGCUGUGAUCCCCUGGAUGGAGCGAGGGGAAGAACCGAGGGUCCCGGAUCUCCAGGGCUCCCAGGAAACGGAGAACCUGAUGGUCAUUUGCACAGGGAACGAGCCCUCCCUGGAUUCUCCCUCUCUCCCCAGUAGGUGCUGGGAUGGAGGAGGAUAAUCCCGAGCAGGAAGGGCUUGCAGGAAGGGAGCCUUGCGGGAUGUCCCGGGGCGCUGAGCAGGGAGAGGCCAGCGGGACUGGACGGCAGCAGGAGACAGAGGUGAUAUCUCCAGAUGAGACAGACAUCAGGGUGGUGACAGAGCACAACCAAGCCCAGGCUGAGGUGCGCCCCUACAGCUGCUCAGACUGCGGGAAGAGCUUCAGCCAGAGCUCCCACCUGGUCCAGCACCAGCGCAUCCACACGGGCCAGAAGCCCUACAAGUGCACCGAGUGUGGGAAGUGCUUUGUCCUCAGAUAUAACCUCAUCGAUCACCAGCGCAUCCACACCGGGGAGCGCCCCUACAAGUGCGGCCAGUGCGGGAAGGGCUUCAUCCGGAGUUCUCACCUCUUCCAGCACCAGCGCAUCCACACGGGCGAGCGGCCCUACCAGUGCAGCAGGUGUGGGAAGAGUUUCAAAUGCAACUACACCCUGGUGAAGCAUUACCACACCCAUGCUGCGGAGCAGCCUUGCUUCUGCAGCGAGUGUGGGAAGAGCUUCAGCCUGGGAUCCUUUGCCAAGCACGUCCGCACCCACACGGGCGAAAAGCCCUACAGCUGUGCUGAGUGUGGCGAGAGCUUCAUAAGCAGUUCCAACUUGAUCCAGCAUCGGCGCAUCCACACUGGGGAGAAACCCUACAGCUGUGGCCACUGCGGGAAAAGCUUCAGCCAAAGCGCCAACCUCAUCAAGCACCGGCGCAUCCACACCGGAGAGAGACCCUACAGCUGCCCCGAGUGCGGCAAGACCUUCAGCCAGAGCUCGUCGCUCAUGCGGCACCGGCGGAUCCACUGCAGAGACCGGCCUUACAAGUGCACCGAGUGCGGGAAGAGCUUUCGCUGCAACUCAUCCCUGAUGAACCACCAGCGCAUCCACACCGGGGAGCGGCCCUACAAGUGCCCCGAGUGUGGGAAGGGUUUCAUCAAUAGGUCCAGGCUCACCAACCACCGGCGCACCCACACCGGAGAGCGGCCCUACAAAUGCACCGACUGCGGGAAGGGCUUUGGAGACAGCUCCGCGCUCAUGAAGCACCAGAGGACGCAUGCCAAGUAGACACCCAGCAGACAGGGGGGCACUCGAGAGGGUGAAAUUGACAUGUCCUGGGGAACAGGGGCCACUACAGAGGAGGACAUUGAUGUGCCUUCUGGGGUAGCUGGGAGGGACAAGGGCACCUUUAUAGAGAGUAAAUUGGCUUCCUCUCUUCCCACCCCCAUUGCUCAGCAAGACAUACCCAUCCAUCUCGGAAGUCUUGGCUCCUACCCCCAAUGCAUGCCAGUGCCCUAGAAGCCCCCGUCCUCACCCCUCCACUGGAUCAAGGUGCUGAUGGCCUCUGCGAAGAUCCCAAAAUGGCAGGAAGAGCUAAGGUAACUUGUCUAGCGUUGAUGUGUAGAUUUGUAGAGAGGAAAUAAGCAAAUAUAGUGUGGCAUAGUGAUUAGGGCUGGGAGUCAGGACUCCUGGGUUCAGUCCUUAGAGAGGGGAAUGGGGUCUAGGGCUGAUAUCAGAAGGGGCUGGGAGAAUCAGGACUCCUGGGUUCCAGCCCCAUCUCUUUGUACAAUGGGAAUAAUGAUACCCAGCUUUUUUCUACAGUGUUUUGAGAUUCAUAGAUGAAAAGUGCAUAUUAUUCUUUAUUUGGUGAGUAAUUCUCUAAGCCAGAAGUGGCUCUCAGUUGACCUGCUUUGUUCAUGCUCUGAGUUAGCUGUAGAGCAUAGAUCUCUAGGUCUUUUUUUAGUCUGGUUUGCAGUAAUUAAGCUCCACGAUUGAUGUCUCAUUUAUCUCAACCAACCAACAGAAGAAAUUUAAGGAGAUUCUGGAAAGGGAAAUAAAACUGGGGAUUGUGCCCUUCAAUUUUGCUACUUUAUGAUGCACAAAACAAAGCGUGAGGAAGGGGCGUAGGGAAUCAACUUGCUUGGGACUUGUACGUUAGACAUUUGGGAGUUGUAUAACUUGGAAGUCUCUUGGGAAGACUGGUGAAUUGGGUCUGAUCAGUUAAACCUGAUUGAAUGUGGAGAAUGGCUUUCAAACAUAAGUUAAGGCUAGGAGUUUUCAGUAGCAAUCUUGGAGGACGUCCAUUGUGAGAUACCUUAGAGGUCUAAUUUUCAGGUGGAAGUGCUCAGCAUUGUCUCAAAAUUGGGCCCCCUUAACCAUUAAAAGUUGGGCACUGACCGUCACCAUUGAAAGUUUUGACACAAAUUUUAACCAUGAGGAUUUUUCUCCAAUAUGCUCCUUGGAUAACUGAGUUAGAUAAGUGUCAACAAAGUGAGCCUAUCAGAUUCUUUGCCUGUGUUAAUAUUUAUAUCACUCAAAUGCCUACAUAGCAUCAUGGAAUGCUUUGCUCACCACUGGAGCACCUUCUUGUGGCCCCAGCUGGGGAAUAGCUCUGCCAGUCUGACACCCCUUACUGCAUGUGCUCACUCCGUCUCUCUCUCUGGACUCAAUGGCUCCCUCUUCGUGGCUUGGCCCUUUGGCCAGCUCACCGUAGUUUUCCCCUUCCGGGGGGGUUUGUGUACCCACGUCUCUCUGUACCAGUCAUCCUAGGCAGUCUUCCAGUUCACUGCCCAUCAAUGGAGCCAUUUCCCCAGUGGCUGGUAGGGGAACCAGACCUGGCCUCUUCCAGCCCAGGGACACUACAUCCAGUGGCUAAGGCCUGCUGUGUCCCACACAUGACUGCUGUUUCCCUGGUCUGCUUCAUAUGUUGUCUCUGUCUAGCUUCUUUUCUAUCCCCCUCUGGGUUUGCCUUUCCCUCUAGGCCAAGCUCCCUGCUCUCCCAAGCCCCAGAGAGUGACUACAGACCUUUAAUUAGUCCUCUCUGCUCCCUGGCUCCCCUCCAGGUGCAGCCUUGCUGGUUAAUUGGUCCAACUAGCCACAUUAAGCCCUUCAGAGGUGGUGUGGGGUGCAUGCCCCAUCAGACAUGGGUUUACAGGGUCUGUGCUACAUCCCGUCCUUUAAACAGUCUCCUGGGAGUAACCCUUUUAUUUAGUGUGGCAGACCUCAGGGGGACACACAGUUCCACCAGGGGAGGCCAUGUGGCCUCUCUGACUCCAGGAUUGGGUCUUCAGGCUCCAGCACCCCGGUUUGCCACCGGGAGCUCCUACAGCGAGUCCGACUGAGAUCAGACUUCUGCGGAGACAUUCUUGUCUCAGGGAGCGAUGCAGCCCAUUGCGUAUUAGCAGUGAUACUGAGCUCUUUCCUCCCUGUAGAGUGUCGGAGGAAGUUGCCUGCUCUUUCCAGGCCCAGCAGCUCAGUGUUCUUGUUCAGUCACUGGGGCUCCCAUUAUGUCUUCCGGAUCUUUCAUUCAGGUGUGUUGAUUCUUUUCUGCUCCUAAAGACACCUUAGUACCAUUUCAGAUAGUCCACCUGCCAUUCUGCCAGCCCUCAUUCCUCGCUCUACUCAGUGUGUAGCCAUACAAAAUGCACAGGGAAACUGAGACACACAUAUGGAUCAUAAAAAUAUUACCAACAGUCCCAUGUACAUCACAGCAUAACAGACACUCUGGAGAAAAAUCUUCUUUGUUAAAAGUUCACCAACCCUUUGCCUUGGGAGUUCUGUUAAGCUCUCGAGCUUCCUCACCUGAUGCUUCAUAGGGAAAUAAAAUAAGAUCACACAUUCCUAGUGGUUCUAAGGUUUAAAGAAUAAACCCCAGAGCUUCCCCCAGCCCUGUUGUAUUUCUACAGGCAAAGCUGUCGUUGGAGUUUGGUGGAGUUAUGCCUGCAAGGCAGAAUUCUUUAUAAAAAAACCCAACAGCCCGGUGGAACUAUCUAUACGUAAGUAAAGGCAGAAAAGGUGAUUCGUCUGGUCUUGGAGCUGUGUAGGUUAGAGACGGGAUUCAACAAGUCAGGAUUUCUGGGUUUUCUUCCCACCUCUGGUAGGGGAAAAGCGUAGAGUGGAUUAGAGCAGGGGAGGUUGGGAGUUAGGACGCCUGGGCUGUAUCCAUGGCUCUUGGAGGGAAGUGGGAUCUAUUGGCUGCAGCAGAGGUGGCCAUGGAAAUCUAGAUUUCUGUGAUCUGUUCUUUGCAACAUAAUGGCACUCUCUGGCCCUGUGCCAAGUGCCCUCAACAACCAGAGACUUGCCAGGCUCAGAUUGUGCACAGCAACCAGAAGCAGGUGCCCAACCCUAGGCGGGGGCAGUUUUUAAAUCUGCGGCAGGGCUGCGUGAAGAAUUCACUUAACACCAGGACUUUUUAGAACAACAAGGUUGCAUCAAGAUGUGGCACGGAAAAGCUGUGAUUGAAGAAAGGGGUGAGAGAGGGGGAAGGAGGAGAAAAAGCAAAUGGCUAAGAUUUUUUCCAAACUGGCUAGUUAUUUUGGGGGUGCUCAGUCUGAGUCUGAUUUUCAGAGGGCGAGCACUCAGCGCUUUCGGGGGAAUCACUUUCCUUGUAAGGUGGCGUCCCCCAAUUUGAGUCCCCUAAAAACUGAGACACUGAAUCACUCGCUGCUUUUGACAGUGGUGGCCACUGAAUCUUCAGAGUAACUAGCUAGAAUCCCUGCUGUCUGCUUAGCCAGGUCUUCCACCCACUCUCCAUCCUCUCUUAAGUCAAUUGUUUGCUCUUUUGAUUCAAGUGGGGAAGUGUUUUCUAAAACCAAAGGAAACCCAGAUUGUUUUAGAGAAGUGACUGCUGUUAAAAUGCCCCUUUAAAGUGAUUUCUUUUUAGCCUUGGUUGUUUUGUUUUGUUUUUUCUUUUUGAGGGGAGGGUGUGCGUAUUUUAAUCUGGGAAUCUUUAGAAACACGGGGAGGGCGGUAGUAGAGGGAUUGGCAUGAUUUCAUUUUAGCAGGAAAGAGACAACUUUUUCCUGCAACUUCACAGGAUGUUAUAAUCCAGAGAUAUUUCUCCUGCAGCUUCAUCAGAUGUCAUAACACAGAGAUCUCGCUCCAAUUAUUUCAAUGUUAUGAUGAGUUGAGAGAGACUUAAUGAAGGAAAUCUACUCAUGGAAGUAUUGGGGCCUUCUCACUAUGUAGCUUUUAAGGGAGAGGUGUUAGAUUAAUUCAAAUAUUUUUCUGUAGGGCUGAUUUUAAUUCUUUAUCCAUUUUUUUUUAACUAGUGAUAUUUUUCUAUCCACGUAUUGAGCUUCUGGUAGUUAGAUCUAAGAGGUGAAAAUAAAUAUUUGGAUCUGAAA
Molecule: messenger RNA, 5519 nt
Organism: Chrysemys picta bellii (western painted turtle)
Lineage: Eukaryota; Metazoa; Chordata; Testudines; Emydidae
Source: RefSeq, a predicted model, not a curated record